CCGUCGCCAUGAACGCUCUGACCAUUGUCACCAUUCUGUCCGCUGUCCUUGCCACCACCAUGGCUGGUGGAGUCGGUUACGGAGGACUUGGUUACGGAGGACUUGGUUACGGAGGACUUGGAUACGGCGCCGGCUACGGCCUUGGUGGAGGUCUGGGAGCCGGCGGUGUAGGGGUCGGCAGCAGCGUGGCUCUUCUGCGCGGCGGGCCCGGACUGUACAAGGCUGUGCCCGGUCCAGCCUUCCUGGUCAGGACUAUCCACCAAGUGAACAAGCUGUCCAGCGGCGGAGCACUGGUCGCGCACUCCGGCCUCGGAGGAGGAUCAUACGGCGGAGGAGCCGGACUCGGUGGAGGUGCCGGACUCGGCGGAGGCUACGGAGGUGGCUUGGGAUAUGGAGGCGGUUUGGGAUACGGAGGUGGUCUGGGAUAUGGAGGCGGCUACGGAUACGGCGGGUACGGUUACAAGGGUUGA
This is a messenger RNA of Dermacentor silvarum, 470 nucleotides long. RefSeq lists its product as uncharacterized. The transcript is spliced from 2 exons. The record is from RefSeq and is a predicted model, not a curated record. Bases 9 to 470 code for a protein of 153 amino acids. Lineage: Eukaryota; Metazoa; Arthropoda; Arachnida; Ixodida; Ixodidae.